This is a messenger RNA of Micropterus salmoides (largemouth bass), 867 nucleotides long. Its product is annotated as tetratricopeptide repeat protein 27-like. The record is from RefSeq and is a predicted model, not a curated record. The annotation marks the transcript as partial. NCBI's taxonomy places the organism in Eukaryota, Metazoa, Chordata, Actinopteri, Centrarchiformes, Centrarchidae. The transcript is spliced from 7 exons.
GGAGCUGGCAGUGAUGGCCUUAGCCGCUCUUCCUCCACAUGUUUUCCCAGAGUAACUGGACUGGUCCUCCGGUCUCCAUCCAAUCUCAGACCUGCUGCUGCCCCCGCCCUGCUCUCCUCUCAGCCCCAGAUGCUGGUUGAGACUAUCCACUCCAGCCUGCUCCUGGAUGGGGAGUCUGUGUAUAGCCUGGUGGCCAAUCCCUUCCUCCUCCUGCUGGCCAGGGUUAUUCUCACCAAGUGCUCCCCCAAGAUGGACAGCCUACAGCUGCUGCCCUGGUGGACCCUGCGCUAUAUCAACCUGCACCAGCAAAUCCUGGAGGCCUGUUCUCCGCAGCUUCUCAUCUUGGCCCAUAACAGCAUGGACAAAGUGCUGAAAUGCCAAUCUCUGUUGUCGGAACACAGUGAACUGGCUAUCCAGUUCCACCUGGAGUGUGUCUACACCAGUCUGACCUACUAUGAGUACCAGCCAGCCAAGGAACACAUCAAGAAAGCCCAGGAGCUCUCAGGGCUGAAUAUCAAUAUGACUGGUGCUCUUGGCAAACGGACCCGUUUCCAGCAGAAAUACUUGGCUCAGCUCAUCCUUGAGGUCAAGAGAAAGCAGGGCCAGCCAGGCCAGAUGGAUGAUGAGACCAGUCCCACCCCUACACCUCAAGCUAGCUUGCCCAAGGACUACAGUCUGUCUGAUGACACCGUGCUGGAUAAGCUCAAUUUAGCGGAGCCAAAUCAGUAUGAGCUGCCUGACCUCAGCGCAGAGGAGCAGGCCGUCAUCCUGGGCAUCUGCACUGACUUCCAGAAGAAUAACCCUGUGCACAAACUGACUGAAGAGGAACUCCUGGCCUUCACAUCUGUAAGUCAUUGCUUAUUGUGA